Drosophila kikkawai is the source of this 4055-nucleotide messenger RNA. The record is from RefSeq and is a predicted model, not a curated record. NCBI's taxonomy places the organism in Eukaryota, Metazoa, Arthropoda, Insecta, Diptera, Drosophilidae.
UCCUUAAAACCUGCAUAUACUUUCAAAAAGUGCAAUUUUUAGUUGCUGUCUUUUAAGACGUAGUUCUUUUCGGUUGGUUAUAAAAUUGGGUUACUCACUUUCGUUGGGGUAUAUUGGCAGCAAUAUUUAAAAAUGGGUUUAACAUUUCAGCACAUAUACAUAUGUACAUAUAUUGAUUAUCUCUUUGGCUUCCAAAACUAUUUCGUUAGAAAUAAGGAAACAUUUUCAAUUUUCGAUUCCAUUGUCUGAUAUAGGGGUGCAUUUUCCGUUGGUGGUGUGCGUGGGUGAACCAGUUUUCACUGAGGAACCAAAAAUCUACAGCUGAAAAGAACACGAAAUACAUCAAGAAAAGUCCCCAUACUUUUUAAGCAUUUCAUUAAUACUUAUUGUGCUUUUAUAAUUGUAUAAAAUUUAAAAAAUAAGUAUCAUCUUCACAACUGAUUAAUGAUUUAAAGAAUCCCAGUAGACAACAACUUCGUAAAAAAUAUAAAAAACGGAAGUUGUACGGAUCUCAGGCAGACAAAACGUCCGAUUUUAGGCUCAAGAACGAUAAGACAGUAAAUGACCUGUCCUGGGGUUUGUGGCUAUCAUUUUCGGAAUCCGAAUAAGAUUUCGAUUGCGGACCUUUUACGAUAUCAUUAUCGCGUAUAAUCAUGAGAAUUCGCGAUACUCGUCCGCUAUUCAUCCAUUUGCCCGUCCGUUUUUGAGCAUUUAGCGGAAAAUCCGAAUCUUUGUCCGUCUUUAAUAUUUUUAGCGGACAUUUUCGGAUCCAUCCGCACUAAGUCCACUGUUUGUUUGCUGGGAAGAUACAUAACCAAUAAUUUUGUACGCGACUGUGCAGCGAACAGCUAGGGAUGUAUGUAGAUUCUACAUCUAAAGUAAAAUAUCCGAAUGCGAAUACCCUUCACAAAGUACUGUGGCUUCAUUGAUUUGGUUCUCAAGGCAUAGAUAUUCGUUUAACGAGACCAACACCAAAGUGAGAUAAGAAUGCAUUUCAGAAGCUUUACGUAUUCCCUUUGUGCACCCCACCAAAGUUUACGUAGAUUAUAAACAUGUGUCGUAGAACGAAUUACAAUCAGUGAGUGCUAUCAACUGCCAGAAACGGAGCCGUAAUCACGCUGAUACCCCUCGUGAAAUCGACAACAAAGGCCGCCUAGGCCCGUCUCAGGCAUCGGAUCCAGGUUGGAGGCGCUCACCAGUGACAUUGUAGAGAGGCUGCGCCGGGGGCAGAGUCUGGUUGUUGCUGCUGUGCGGUUCGCAAAGGACUCAAAAUUGAUAGAAACAACAAAAAGGCAGCUGCAACUGGUGCCUCUUCCGAGGACCAGCCGCCGCGCAAAAGGGGUCGUCGCUCAGGAGGCUCCACAUCCUUGUCCGUUUCCCCCGCCACUGCCGCUGGAUCAGUAGAUGCGGCAGCAUCCACGUCGAGAGCGGCCCAGCAGUUACAGCAACAGCACCAAGUGAACUCCACUGCGACUGGCUUCAGCGCAGAAACAUCGGGAAAUCCCAGCAGAGGGCAAACCCGGAAAUCGACAGAUACCAAUAAGAGGCCAAGGGAUCAUAGUAGUAGCAGCAGCAGCAACAGCAAUACAUCCGUCUCCGAGGCAAGAAAUAGUACUGGACCGAACAUGCAGAGCACCACUUCCACAUCGAGCGGCUCCUGCUCUAGGCCGUUAGAAGGCUCCGCUUUGAACUCAGGCAGCAGUGUCGAGAACGUGGCCCGCGAGGGCGUCGGCAGCGGUAGCGGCGAUGACAGCGCCGGUAUCGGAGAUGAGAAUCCUUCGGGCAGCAGCGCCGCCACCAACGGCCACGACGCCAAACACAAUGGAUUUGCCGUCAAUAACAACGGCAGUAGCAGCUGUAUUGUCGUCGAUGGCGAGAACAAUCGCGAGAACACUAGCUACAGCGGCGUGCAGCUUGACAAAUCCAACCAGGAGAUCAUCCGGCUGAUCGGUCAGUAUCUGCACGACGUUGGCCUCGACAAGUCGGUCAAGACGCUAAUGGUUGAAUCUGGCUGCUAUUUGGAGCACCCUUCUGCCACCAAGUUCCGAGAGCAUGUCUUAAUGGGCGACUGGUCCAAAGCUGACUCGGACCUCAAGGACCUAGAGCCACUGAUAGAUAAUGGAAAAUUGUCAACGAUCACCGAAAUGAAGUUCAUACUACUGGAACAAAAGUAUUUAGAGCAUUUGGACGAUGGCAAUCCCUUGGAUGCACUGCAUGUUCUCCGCAGCGAGCUAACGCCCCUGCAGCACAACAUAUCGCGGGUGCACCAGCUCUCCUCGUACAUGAUGUGUUCCACCAACCAGGACCUAUACCAGCGCGCCAAGUGGGAGGGCAAGGGCAUCCUGUCCAGAGCGUUGGUCAUGGAGCGGCUGCAAACGUUCAUGCCGCCGUCGGUAAUGAUGUCACCGAGACGCCUACGCACCCUGCUGCAGCAGGCCGUUGAGCUGCAGAGCCAGCACUGCCCCUGCCACGACAUGGCGUGGGAGACGAAUCUGCAGACGGUGUCGCUCCUUACCGACCACUGCUGCACCACAGACGGCUUUCCCAUGCAAACCAUCCAGAUUCUCACUGACCACUGCGACGAAGUAUGGUUCUGCAAGUUCUCACCCGACGGCCUCAAGCUGGCCACGGGCAGCAAGGACUCUACUGUGAUUAUCUGGGACGUUGAUCCGUACAAGCUAACGCUUAAGCACCGGCGCGUGCUCGACGGUCAGGCCCAGCUCAGCGUUAGCUUCGUCAGCUGGAGUCCCGACUCAAAGCUCAUUCUCGUCGGCGGCACAGAGGAUUCGCACGAACUGUACAUCUGGAACGUGGACGACGGCAAGCUGGUUGUCAAAUUCUCGCAGUCGCUGGAGGACAGCCUGGCCUGCGGUGCCUUCAGUCGCGAUGGCGCUCGCUUCGUGUGCGGCGGCCAGAAGGGUCAGCUCUACCUCUGCGACCUGAACGGCACUAUUGUGGACUCCUGGGAGGGCGUUCGCGUCAACAGCAUAGCCUUUCGAGCUGACAACAAGACGAUCUUAGCGGCAGAUAAUCACUACCGUAUCAGAGGGUACAACUUCGACAGUCCGCGCUCAGACUUUGAUAUUCUGAGGGAGCCACAUCCCAUCAUGACAUUCAGCAUAAACUCCGCCGACCGUUUGGCGCUGCUGAACGUUUCGAACCAAGGGCUUCAUCUUUGGGACAUAGAGGACAAGUGCUUGGUACGUCGUUUUCAGGGUAUCCGGCAAAGCAACUUUGCUAUCCACUCCUGCUUUGGCGGCGUCAACGAGAGCUUUGUGGCCAGCGGUAGCGAGGAUAAGGUGGUCUACAUCUGGCACAUUAAGCGCGAGGAACCACUGGCGAAACUGGCCGGUCACACCAAAACGGUCAACUGUGUGUCAUGGAACCCUGUGUACCCGUCCCUCCUGGCCAGCGCCAGCGACGACGCUACUGUCAGAAUUUGGGGGCCCAAGCCCAACGGCAGCAACGCAACGACUGAGAGCGACGAUAGCUCUUCUAGUUCGUCUUCGUCCUCGUGGAAUAUGACUUAAGAAGAUCGUAAGCCGUAGCUAAUUGAUGUAUGUGCGAGACGGAUAGAUAUUGGAUGCUGAUUUAGUUAUAUAGUGCGCCCGCCCUGCCCCCAAUUCGGUAUACGUAAGGGCUGUUUGCGCGUCGGUGUCGUCGUUGCUACAAACUGCCAUUACAAUAAUAUGUAUGAGCAGCAUGACUUACGAUUAGCAUUAAUUACUUAAGUACAUUCAUACGAGAGGAGAGGCAUAACAUCAUAUCUACAACGCCCUAUGCUAUAACAGGAAACCGAUUCGUUCUCAGAUAUGUAUCUUUUUGUGUGUACUGAUAGCAACGCGCUAAUUAACGUUUCCUUGGCCCACAUAUAUUAUUGACUAUUCCCGAGCUUUUAAUUUAAAGAAGGUGGAUCGAUCGGCGACCUUGCUUGGUUUUAAAUUCAUUGCCAUUUGAUUCGUUCUAUACAGUUUCAAAAGUUUAGUAUGUAACGCUAUUUGACGUAUUUCAUAACCAACAAACACAAUAAAAAUUAGUUCUAUAUAUGUUUUUAA